AAUGUUAUCCAUGAGUUUCCGGGGGGUUACUUAUGUUGUAGCAGCGUCAGGCGUCAGGAGCGUGCGGGAAGGACACGCAAAAAUAACAAUAAAAUAAAUCAUGUUCAGAUUUUUACUCCGACACUCUUCAGUCGGUGUGUGUCAGUGCCUGGCCAGGUGUGACACGGCGGCGGCGGCGGCGGCUUCGGUCUCCAGGGCUGCACACGGCGGAGCAGUCAGAGCCUUCAGCGGCUCAACUUCAGUCCGACUAUGUGAGAAGAAAAGCGACGCUGCCUCCUCUGACCCGACAGAAGCUCCAGCUGAGCUCACACAGAAAGCUGCAGAUGACGGACAGGAUGAAGUCCUCAAGGUGGCCGAACGAAGCGAGGAGCCAGCGGGGUUAAAGACGGAGGAGGAUGGAGGUCCGACGCAGCAGCAGCAGCAGACAGAUGUUGAACAGGUCACAGCAAAGCAUGGAGGUGGGAAGAGGAGCGGGAAAGAGAGUCUCAUCGACCUUCUGGGAGCCAUGAAGGUGGAAGUGACCAACAAGAGGAAGCUGAAAAACAAAGUUACGCAAAGUUACGAGUCGACCUCCAAGACAGCAGAUCUGGAGAGCACCAUCACCAUGUUCCAGCAGGUGACGGACCAGGCUUCAGCACAGAGUGAGACUCUGGAUCCCGAGCUGGUCGCGGCUGCAUCAGCCGCCGCCUCCACGCUGCCGAACCGCAGCCAGGCCGAGUCGGAGCUGCUGAGGCAGCUGAGGCAGCACGAGGCCGUGAGCGAGGCGCAGAAGAAAGGCGAGACCAACGAGCUCGGAGUUAUUAUCGCUGACAUGAAAGUUGGAAGGAAUCCAAACCGACAGAAGACGUGGCCGGCCAAUCAGAUCUGGUUUGAUGAGGACGGGCGAGGAUACACUGACGACAGAGAAAACGCUGCGGAGACGGACGCAGGUGGCAAAAGGAGGAACCUGUUCACAGGAAAAAGGCUGAACAUCUUCUCCCCGACGACUGAAGAAGGAGUCGAAUCAACAGCCGCUCGACCGACUCUCUGGGACGUGGAAUUUGCUCAUCAGCUGACUCAGGCGACCAACCACACGCCUCGAAACGGGCUCGAGGAAAUGAUCCAGUGGACCAAAGAGGGCAAAAUGUGGCAGUACCCGGUCAACAACGAAGCCGGCCUCGAGGAGGAAGCCGACGUCCCGUUCCACGAGCACAUCUUCUUAGACAAACACCUGGAGGACGGUUUCCCCCGGCAGGGACCGGUGCGUCACUUCAUGGAGCUCGUGGUGGCCGGUCUGUCCAGAAACCCGUAUGUGACGGUCCAACAGAAGAAGGAACACAUAUCCUGGUUCAGAGACUACUUCCACCAAAAAGAGGAAGUCCUGAAGGAGGCUGAAGUUUACCUGAAAUAAGACGAUGACGUGUUUGUUGGACGUUCCACAGGUUCAAGAAGAAACUUUAAAAUCACUGUUUAAUCACGUCAUCAAGUGUCGCUCGUAUACGAAGAAUAUAAAGCAGCAGAAACAGUUUCAUUUCAUUUUCUGUCACUCUGAGGUUGUUUGUUCACACAGGAAGUCACAUGUGGUGUCAGAUGAAAUCAUGAUGUCAGGGUUUAGUUUUGCAGGUCAGGUGCAUUAAAACAUUUUCAAGGCAGAUC
Messenger RNA from Larimichthys crocea (large yellow croaker), 1635 nucleotides. It is a transcript of the gene mrps31, whose product is annotated as mitochondrial ribosomal protein S31. Bases 101 to 1390 code for a protein of 429 amino acids. Lineage: Eukaryota; Metazoa; Chordata; Actinopteri; Sciaenidae. The record is from RefSeq and is a predicted model, not a curated record. Gene Ontology annotation, molecular function: structural constituent of ribosome. The transcript is spliced from 7 exons. Gene Ontology annotation, cellular component: mitochondrial small ribosomal subunit.